Messenger RNA from Mauremys mutica (yellowpond turtle), 3571 nucleotides. RefSeq names its product immunoglobulin superfamily member 5 (gene IGSF5). Bases 341 to 1492 code for a protein of 383 amino acids. NCBI's taxonomy places the organism in Eukaryota, Metazoa, Chordata, Testudines, Geoemydidae. The record is from RefSeq and is a predicted model, not a curated record. Gene Ontology annotation, biological process: cell-cell adhesion. The transcript has 10 exons.
UGCAAAGCACAGCCAUGAAAAACAGUGAACAGAAACUACACUGAAACAGUUUCUUUAAGAUCGUCCAGCAGAAUGGCAAAGAAAAAUAAACACUUUUGAGAGUCAUUCAGUGUGUGUGUGUGUGUGUAUGAGGAGUUAUGUGCAUCCAGGUGCCACUGAUAGUAGAUUUUUGUUCAUGUGAGACUAUCUGAGAAUUUAUCCAAGACUUUUAAAAGACAAUCUUCACAGCGAAGCUGUAAGUUAGGCCCUGAGCCUGCAAUGAGCGCUGCUUGGGUGUGUCGUCAUGUCCACAGAAGUUAGUAACACCACUUAAUGCCCUACCGGAAGGCACUCAAAUACUAUGGUGGUUUCGGGAGAAAAUGCUCCAAUGGAUAGCCUCCAGAAAUUUAUCCCAGUCACUUUUAUCCUAUUUGCCUCACUAACAGGUUUUGGCUUUGGUUAUUCUAUUAUAAAUGGCCCAGCUAAUGCAACAGUCCUAGCUGGUUCAGAGGCUCGGUUUAACUGUACUGUGUCACAAGGAUGGCAAAUUAUCAUUUGGCUUUUAAACGGGAAUGCUGUUCUCACGACAAUUCACCUUGGAGGAGCUGUUGUAACACUAGAUCGCUUCACUCAGCAAAAUUAUACCAGUGGUGAGACUUUUACCUCAGAACUGAUCAUCCACAAUGUCCAACAGAGCGAUUCUGGUAAAAUAGAAUGCAGCAUCCAACUUGGUAUCCCCAACAGUUAUGCCUUUCUUUCUGUGCAAGUUAAUGGAUCUUUGUUCAUCAAAGAUCACAACUCGACAGUAAGAAAGAACGAAACAAUUGAAAUUGUUUGUGAAGCCUUAGGAUGGGCUCCAGCUCCAAACAUGACCUGGAUGAUAAACAACUCUUUUGUAGAUAAGUCCAGGUAUGUUACUAACCACAGUCAAGGAUCUAAUGAUCUUCACAAUGAAGUGAGCACCUUAACUUUGACUCCGCUGGCCAAUGAGACGCUGACUUGUUUAGCUUAUAUAGAAGCACUCCCUAAGCCCCAGAAUGCAACUGUAACUCUUAUUGUGCAGGAGUCUCUUGCAGAAAAUGGUAACCAAGAAGACAGCACACGGACACGGACUAUUAUACUUGCAGUCACACUGUCAGUUGGUUUUCUUCUUCUGAUCAUUAUUAUUUUUAUAAUAAUAUACUGCUGCCUAAAAAACAAAGAGUCCACCUAUCAAAAGGAGUUGAGAAAAGUUUCAACUAAGAAAACCAAUGAUGGUAGUGAGAAGACCAGGAGAAGCAGUGGUAAUGAAAAUUCUGGAUACAGUCCAGAGGACCCAGUGCACACAAAACAAAUGCCAAGAAUCGCCCCUCUUCCCCCAAUGGCUUCCAACUUUCAUCGCCCAGAAGAAGAUUUAGAAGUCAGUUCCGCAUCAGAGGUACCUUAUAAGGUGCAUCAGAACAGAGUAUCACCUCGAAGACCUACUGAUUAUCCAGUCAACCCAAGGAAAAUCAGAAACAUGACACUUGUAUAGGAGUUACUGCCCUUUGAGGUUCCUGUAUCGCUGAAAUUUACACCUUUGGAUGACUUCCUGCAACACAUAAAGAUCACCAUAAUUUCACUUAUAUUUGAAAACAGGACCAUAGAUGUAUCUAUUUUUCAUAUAAUGAACAAUUCCUACCAAGAAGAACUAACAAUCUUGACUUUAACAUACACAUUUUCAACAAAAUUCUGUAUACAAAUGAUGGACCUGAUCCUGUAAUAGGAUUCAGGCAGGUGCACCUUGCAGAGCUCCACUGACUCCCAGGGGACUUCCCAAUGGCAAGGGGCCAUGCAGUGGAGUCCCAUGGAAGUCAGUAAGGCUCCACGUGGGCACAAAGGUUUGCUCACCCAGAUCCAAACUAAAAGAUCAGAGAUUAUAUAAACUGGAGAUUUAUUAGUCCGGAACAGCAAAAUCUAUUGCUGGGUAGUAUAAUGUUGCUUUUAUAUUACUUAAUUUAUACUUUCUGAUCAUCCCAAGCUCCAUCAUCAACAAACAUUUCCAUUUCUUAUUUCCUAAUAUGAGCCAAGAUUUCCAAUAGGGCUGGUUGAGGAUUUUCAAUCAAAAAAUUUUUUUUGCAAAAAGUGUCCAUUUUCUAAAGAAAACUUCAACUGUUUGUCAAAAAAAGUAAACACAUAAAAGCAAAAAAUUUAUCAGUUUUUGACUGGAAAACAAUAUGUCAGCUGAAAAAUGUUGAUUCAGAAUUCAUGUAGCAAUGCCUCAUGAGAGCUGAAGUUUGGAUGUGUCAUUUCCCUGUUCUUCUCUAUAAGAUGAGUUCUCUAGCCAGACAUCUCUCUUGGCUUACUCUGGCCAGAUUGUCUCAUGAUGCAUCACAGUGGCUCAUCAAGAUGGGAGACUGUGGUGCAUCAUGGGAGAUGUAGUCUGACCAGGGAGCUUGGCCUAUAGAGGAAAAUGGGGGCAUGAUGCACCUGAACUACAACUCACAUGAGGCACUAAAGUGGCAUUACCAAGGACAAAGUUUUCGUUUUCAGCCAAAAAUUAUGGGAUGAAACUUUUUCAAUUUUCAGCUGAAAAAUUUCAGUUUAUGAUUUUUCACCAAAAAGUUACAAUUUUCCAUGGAAAAAACCCAUUUUCUAUCCUGCUCUAGCUGGCAUAUACUCAUAACUUUCUAAGUUAUCCUGUAAUUUAUAUAUUGAUAUUUCAUAAGGAUCAAUACUUUUGAAUGUUGGAAAGAAGUGAUUAUCUCUACAAUGAUAUUCUAUGCAACAAAGAGAAUAAAUCCAGAUCCUGAAUUGUGGGAAAAUUUUGUUUUGCACUCUGAGCAUUUUCAAUUUAAUUAAAUUGUGACUAUUGAAUCCAGAUUCUGCAUUAUUAGUAUCAUUUUACAGUUAGUCAGAUCAAAUGCUGAGGCCAAUUCAUAUUUUGACACAUCCAGUUGUCUACAAAGAUAUUUCAAAUUCUGGAAUACUCCCCCACCUUUUUUCUGUCUUGUCUAUUUAGGAUGAGAUUUUUCAAAUGAACUCUCAUUGACCUCAAUGGGACCCAAAACAUUGACAUUAUACAGAGAUAACAUAAAUAAUUUAUAUCUAAGAGUCUAUGUCUCCUUCCUUUGUAUUAACAAUGAAUUGAGAAAAAUCAAUAUUGUAUUGGUAUUAGUAUUAAUAUAUCUGAUAUCCCUUAAUAUUAGCGUAGGCUAAAGCAAAUCUGUAACAAAUCUAAAGAUAAAAUCCAUUUGCAACAAAAUGUAGGGCCCAAAUCUAUGAGAGUUCUGCUAGGUGGAAUUCCCAUUUAAUUCCAUGAUCAGGCCUAAAGUUACACCAAUAUUCAAACUAAACUGUAUCACAGAAUAGAAAAAUAUAGCUUUGGUAAGGCUUACAGUACAAGUGAAUGAAUAACAAGCUCUCCUGCAUCACUGUAUUGUGGUACAAAUAUGAAAAUUGUACUGAGAAGAAAUUUUAUUUAACAUUUAGAGCUGGUUGAAAAAAUUCUAACAGAACAGAAAAUGCUGAUUUGAUGAAAAAUUAUCAGACAUUUUGUUUUGAUAAGGUAGAAGAACCUCAUUUCAACUGUAUUGUUUAGACUUUUAUAUUACCUUAAUAUAAUAUAUAUAUA